Molecule: messenger RNA, 2260 nt
Organism: Mus pahari (shrew mouse)
Lineage: Eukaryota; Metazoa; Chordata; Mammalia; Rodentia; Muridae
Gene: Hnrnph3
Product: heterogeneous nuclear ribonucleoprotein H3
Exons: 10
Coding region: 269-1264 (331 amino acids)
Biological process (GO): regulation of RNA splicing
Cellular component (GO): ribonucleoprotein complex; nucleoplasm
Molecular function (GO): RNA binding
Source: RefSeq, a predicted model, not a curated record
UCGCUCGGCUGCGCAGCUCCCGGAGCGGUUGGCGCGGCGGGAGACGGUUGAGGGGAGCGAGGGAGCCGAGCCGUUGUGGCGAGCGCUCAGCCGCGGGCGAGCCAGGCGUCCCUGCCCGCGACCGGACCGGCGCGAGCGUCGGCGUCGCUAGUGCCCCACAGGGUAUCUGAAGUAGAAGCGGGGGUUAGGUUGGGCCGGCGGUGCCGACGGCGGAGUCGGGAGAAGGACGAAGAGCCCGGGAGCGGCAUUUAAAUCAAGCAGUAUUGAAAUGGAUUGGGUUAUGAAACAUAAUGGUCCAAAUGACGCUAGCGAUGGGACUGUGCGACUUCGUGGACUGCCAUUUGGUUGCAGCAAAGAGGAAAUAGUUCAGUUCUUUCAAGGGUUGGAAAUCGUGCCAAAUGGGAUAACAUUGACGAUGGACUACCAGGGGAGAAGCACAGGGGAGGCCUUCGUGCAGUUUGCUUCAAAGGAGAUAGCAGAAAAUGCUCUGGGGAAACACAAGGAAAGAAUAGGGCACAGGUAUAUUGAGAUCUUCAGGAGUAGCAGGAGUGAAAUCAAAGGAUUUUAUGACCCACCAAGAAGAUUGCUGGGACAGCGACCAGGACCAUAUGAUAGACCAAUAGGAGGAAGAGGGGGUUAUUAUGGAGCUGGGCGUGGAAGCUAUGGAGGUUUUGAUGACUAUGGUGGCUAUAAUAAUUAUGGCUAUGGAAACGAUGGCUUUGAUGAAAGGAUGCGAGAUGGAAGAGGCAUGGGAGGACAUGGCUAUGGUGGAGCUGGUGAUGCAAGUUCAGGUUUCCAUGGUGGUCAUUUUGUGCACAUGAGAGGGCUGCCUUUUCGUGCGACUGAAAAUGAUAUUGCUAAUUUCUUCUCACCACUCAAUCCAAUACGUGUUCAUAUUGAUAUUGGAGCCGAUGGCAGAGCAACAGGCGAGGCAGAUGUAGAGUUUGUGACACAUGAAGAUGCAGUGGCUGCUAUGUCUAAAGAUAAAAACAACAUGCAACAUCGAUACAUUGAACUCUUCUUGAAUUCUACCCCUGGAGGUGGCUCUGGAAUGGGAGGUUCUGGAAUAGGAGGCUAUGGCAGAGAUGGAAUGGAUAAUCAAGGAGGAUACGGAUCUGUUGGGAGAAUGGGAAUGGGGAACAGCUACAGUGGAGGCUACGGUGCUCCUGAUGGCUUGGGAGGCUAUGGUCGUGGUGGUGGAGGCAGUGGAGGUUACUAUGGGCAAGGUGGAAUGAGUGGAGGUGGAUGGCGUGGGAUGUACUGAUAACACCACUCCAACGAACACGUCCUAACAUACCUGCUCUACUAGACUUUCUUACAGAUUUCAUUUCUUUUGUAUUUCAAGAACUUUAUAAUGACUGAAGGAAUGUGUUUUUAAGAUAUUAUUUGGAAAAGCAACAGACUGAUGGGAAAAUCUGUUUUCUGUAGGUUUUAUUUGUUGCAUACUUUGACUUAAAUAAAUUUUUAUAUUCAAACCACUGAUGUUGCUACUUUUUAUAUAUAGGUACUCCUAAAGAUGUGCUGACUUCAUACGAUUUGGGAUGAUGUAAUAUUUUACUGUUAACAUAGUGCAGUGUUAGAGGGCAAGACAGCAAGUCCUACGUAGGCACCUGCGAUAGCACUAACUCGCACCCCUGGACAUACUGUAAAUAAAAAGCCUAAAGAUAUGUUCAGGUGGUUUCAGGAGCAUAAGUUAAGCUAAUUUUGUAUCCUCUUUUCAGUCUCUUAUCAAGCAUAGCUCUGAAUAAUUCAAGAGGUAUCUGGAUUCCAAAUAUUCAUAAAUUGUAUUACGAACAGGGGUAGGGGUAUAAAACCCUCAUAGCACUUGACUAAGAUACCAGAAAUGGUUCCCAAAACUUGAGUUUGUUGGAGUAGUUUGAAUUUCUCAAUAAUGACAGAAAAACUCUGUAAAUACAUGGGUAUUUACUAUGAUGGGUAUAUGCUUACUUGUAUUUUCAGUUCCUCGCCCAAGAAAACGGGGGGCUUUAAUGGUGUGAAUGACUACAUUUAGGAGACUAUAAAACAAUGCUGUAGCUGGUUUUGCAUCUGAAACUGACUUUGAGUAGUUAAGUGCCCUGUGUAGAAGGAAAACGUGCUUUCUACUAAUCUUUUAUUACUUUGAUCAAUAAGACUUUUCCCCAAAUUGGCUAAUGGAUCAAAAUGAACCUGUCAGUGUGAACUCAGUUAUUGAACUUGUUACUUGUUUUUUGCUAGACAUGUUAUUAAUGUAAUAAAUGUCAACAUGGGAAUGUUGUCUGUC